This is a messenger RNA of Electrophorus electricus (electric eel), 1469 nucleotides long. RefSeq names its product SLP adaptor and CSK interacting membrane protein (gene scimp). NCBI's taxonomy places the organism in Eukaryota, Metazoa, Chordata, Actinopteri, Gymnotiformes, Gymnotidae. The record is from RefSeq and is a predicted model, not a curated record.
UGCCUGAGCACUGGGAAUUUCAGUAGAAUGAUACAAGACUCGUAGCAUGUGAGUAGGCCACAGGGUGCCAGAGAACAUCCAGGAAGCGCUUCAGAGAACUUCAGCUUGAUGGUAUUUUUGGAGUGGCUUCACUGUCUCAGUCAUUUAUAUGACGGUGAAGAAUUGUGGUGUGAGCACAGGAUAAAGUCAUUUGAUAAUACUCCUAUGACAGCCAAGAUCGCCUUACAAGUGAAAUAUAGCUCACCAUGCAAAAUAAACCACAGCAAAGCUUGUGUUUUCUGGCCAGCUGCUGAAAAAGAAGAACUAACAAAAGCAAAGAUGUCAUCCUUUCAGAAAUUCCUCCUGCUGGUAAUAGCAGGUGUUAUCAUAACAACUUCAAUAACAGUUGCUGUGUUCAUAUUCAUCAACUUUUGUAUCAAGAAGAAAGCAGCAAAGUUCAAGAUAAGAUCAGAAUCGAAUAGUUACACAAACAGAAGCAACAUACAGAGCACACUCAAGUCCCCAGAGGCAAAAGCACCACCACUUCCUUCCAGAGAUCAGUUCCUCUCUGAGGACUCAGAUUCCCAUAAUUAUGAAGAUAUGGACACCUUGCCAGAUUGCCUGAAGGUGGAAGAAGAAACUAAAUGUCUUCAGCAAACACCUAAUUUCCACUCUCCCAACACAUGGAAAAACAGCCAAGACGAAAUAAGUACUUCAGAAGACUAUGACGACAUUGAUAAACCUGACCACGGAGCAUUUAAGAGUCAUGAGGACUUGACGUCCCUACCCGACUACGUGGACCUUGAGGAUGACACACCUGUGUUUCCCCUGCAAUCACUUCCCCUCGCUGACAAUGCCAAGUGUGAAGACAGCCAAAGUGCUUCAGACAGCUACGACGACAUAGAUCAAUUGGAAAGUGCCGGUGAGGACUAUGACGAAGUGGGAUGAAAGAGAAGUGUCCCUGCACUUUCAUAAAGAAAACCUUGAAUAAUUGAGAAUACUAAAAACUAUCAAACUUUUUAAAAAAGUCUUGCACAGAACUCUGACUUCCAUCUUACCACUCAGUUUUAAGAGAGCUUUACCAUCUAGUCUUGAUUAUUAUGAAUAAUAUUCUGCUGACAGCUUUGGUAGAAGAUAUUUAUACUGCUUUUGCUAUGGCUGUUGUACAGUCCUCUUGACACUUUUUAGGCUGUUAUCCAGUGAGCUCACUCCUGUUGCUUAAAUACAACUUCAGAUUGGUGUUUUACUGCUAUAAAUCACAUCGUUUGAAUGGGCAGUGUACAUACUAAGGCCAUUAAAUAUGAAAUGCCCUAGUAUGACACAUUAUUUAAAAUUACACUGAAAAGUCUGAAAGUGACUGAAAAAACAUCAGCACAAAACAUUGGUUUGAUUUUUGUUCUGUAUACAUGAAGAGAAACAACUUAUGUUGAAUAUGGAAAGUAGUCAUUUUACUCUAGUACUGCCAGAAUAAAAUGCCUGCCAGGAUGCAA